CUCUAUACAUAUAUCAACACACCUGACAGGUAGGACGACAAGAUAAUCUACUCACAGAAUAUGGUGUAUUGUUCCAUACGUGAGUAUGACCGGGACAAAGAAAACAUCGCCUCUUCUCAAAUUGCCUAAUUUAACUUCUAAUGAUACCGGAUGUAGAUCAGAUUAUACAGAAUCGACCUUGAUGAUCGAGACACCAGCGAUUGAUCAACUUCAAACUCACAGAGAAGAUGUUAGAUUAUUCCAAGAAAACUAUCGAUGUUAUGGAAGAGAGAACGAAAUCAAAACCAUAAACCAAAUACACAAAAUAAAACAGGAUCUGAACAAGGCUAUGCCCUUUCGACUUCAAACCAGGAACCAGGACAAUACGCCAACGGGAACAGCCAAGGCCCCUGAAACCUCUUCUUCUUCCACAUACGCAAAAAGAACAAAGUAUCAUAGAAUGAGCCGAAAUAAUUUCUUACGGAAUGACAGCGCUUCCGGCGAUUCCUUUCAGUGGUCACAGAUUACAGACCAGGUCGUGAUCAAUGGUCAACUAUCAACUCCAACGCUACGACCGAGACGAAAACGACCAAAAUGGCCGCCCGGAUUACAAAAUGAAAGUAGUACUCCAAGUUUUUCUCAUAAAUAUGCAGAUCAAGUUCUUCCGGGAUUGGGAACGAGUGAAAAUCGUCCGCCGCAACUUUAUCCUGAACAUACGCAUAAGUGCUUUGGACCUUCCUCUAAAAUAAAACCGAUAAAAACUCUGGGCUGUGUUUUAGCUAAACAUGGUUACGACAUGACGGAUCCUAGAACUUCCGGGGUAUCGGGAAGGCCUACACAAUAUUGCCAUUCGGAUAAAUACAUGGCUUCGAGGAUUAACACCAAUAUCAUUGAUACUACGUGUUAUGACGAGUUUUCCCGCAUCUCCGAGACAAUUCGCCCGGAUGAUAAAUUACCAAGUUUCACUCCAAGAACCAAUGACUAUAGUUUAUCUCGAUCUGAAAUGGGCCGAUGUUUUCCGGUGUUUACGUCUGAUGGCGGACCUAUGAGAAAACAUGGCCACGUCGGUCCUCUUUCUCCAGGAAGAUCCAGUAAUAUUUAACGGGUGUUAAAUUUACUCACUUACUGGAUUUACUCACUUGACUUGCAAUGUUAGUGUGCUGUGUUCCUUAUAUGUCGAAUUCUGUUUAUGUGCAUUGUGGUUCUCCUUACUUAUGAAAGUCUUAGAGGUCAAGGCCAUGCUUAAUCACAUAUUCUGUUGGAAACGAGAUAGUACUAUUCUUGAUUUUUUUCUGCAGUGUUCGUGUGUUGUGUGCCUUGUAUGUCUGAUUCUGUUUAUGGGUAAUGCGGUUACUAAUGAAAGUCUUAGAGGUCAAGGUCAUACUCAAUCACAUAGGAGAUGCUCGAUUCCUAGUCCAGAACGUCCCGAAAUAACAGAAUUGCAAUCGAGUAACGCGGAAUUCAGUUCUGUCACAGUUUUGUCAGUGUGAGUAGAAUCGUGACGUAAUUAAACACAACGAAUAUGUUUCGACUGUAUGGUUGGUUGAGAUAUUUACUUACUCCGUCGACGCAUGCGUUGUAGCCCGAAAUCCACCUUUUCACUCGAUUGUCACUAUUUUUGGAGAUUGAGAGUUUUCAAUUCCAGAACGUUCAAUCGGGUACCCCCAUAUUCUGUUGGAAACGAGAUAGUACUAUUAAUUAUAAUACACAAUGUAACGGGUUUAGUUCUUGUGGUCCAGUCACUUGGUUUGGUAGAACGUUUGUUAUUUAUUGCUUGUAAUGUUCGUGUGGUGUGUUAUGUCCGCGGGUUUGUCUUCUGGGUUUAUGUCUAUAUGUGAUGCGG
Patella vulgata (common limpet) is the source of this 1822-nucleotide messenger RNA. RefSeq lists its product as uncharacterized. Bases 86 to 1081 code for a protein of 331 amino acids. The transcript is spliced from 3 exons. The record is from RefSeq and is a predicted model, not a curated record. Lineage: Eukaryota; Metazoa; Mollusca; Gastropoda; Patellidae.